UGUUGCAGUCUUAUUUCAGGUGCCUGAUACCAUAAGGCUUAAUAAGUACUUGACAUUUGAAGUGAACGCAGAGCAAGAAGGUGAAGAAGUUUAGAAUUUAGCACCAUCCACGUUGUCACUAUGUCGACCAAGAGUGCCGAUUCGAUUGCCAUUGAAGAGGGUCGGGUACCAGCCGCGAUUGAGCCCGGACGCGGCUAUCAAGUUGGAAGUGGCGACAAUGAGGAAGGGGGCUGCAGCAAAUGUCUGUCCACCUUGUUGUUGGUGGUGUCCAUCAUCCUGGUCAUUGUCACUCUUCCCAUUUCCAUUUUUAUGGUGGUGAAGCAGGUUCAAGAAUAUCAACGAGCCGUGAUCUUCCGAUUGGGUCGUGUGAAGAAGGGUGGAAGCGUUGGACCGGGCUUGUUCUUCAUCAUCCCGUGCGUUGACAGCAUUUCGGUGGUGGAUUUGAGGACGGUCUCUUUUGACGUGCCGCCCCAAGAGAUCUUGACCAAGGACAGCGUGACCGUAGCUGUGGAUGCUGUGGUCUACUACAAGAUCCAGAACCCAAUGGCGUCGGUGUGCAAUGUGGAGAAUGCGAGUGUGUCCACCAAGCUCUUGGCCUCCACUACAUUGCGGAAUAUUCUGGGCAUGAAGAACUUGUCCGAAGUUCUCUCUGACCGUGAGCACACGGCAGCCGAGAUCCUGAGACAAUUGGAUGUGGCCACGGAUCCUUGGGGAAUCAAGGUCGAGCGUGUGGAGGUCAAGGAUGUGCGACUGCCACAACAGCUUCAACGAGCCAUGGCCGCCGAAGCCGAGGCCAGUCGAGAGGCCCGAGCCAAGGUUAUUGCGGCUGAGGGCGAACAAAAGGCCUCCCGGGCCUUGAAGGAGGCCUCCGAUAUCAUGUCCGAGUCACCAGCCGCCCUUCAAUUGAGAUACUUGCAAACCUUGUCGCAAAUCUCGGCUGAGAAGAACUCGACCAUCAUUUUCCCCUUGCCCAUGGAGAUGAUGAAUCAAUUUGCCAAUCAAUCAUCCCACUCGAGGUAGAGCAAGGUGUGACGCCAGAAGGAGGAAUGACUGAUUUGCUGUCUUUUGUUGGUUCAACAAGAUUGUAUUAAAGGGUUAUUUUUGGACGCUUUUCCACAACUCUGCAAAAUAUGUUCAUCUCCGUGUUCAAUCUGAAGUCCGACACAUUUGGUCACUAAACUUAAAAUAUCCACACUAAGUCUAUGUGGUCAAUGAUUUUCAAAGUUCAAUAAACUACCUAUAUGCAAUGAA
This is a messenger RNA of Tigriopus californicus, 1251 nucleotides long. RefSeq names its product band 7 protein AGAP004871-like. Lineage: Eukaryota; Metazoa; Arthropoda; Copepoda; Harpacticoida; Harpacticidae. Gene Ontology annotation, cellular component: plasma membrane. The record is from RefSeq and is a predicted model, not a curated record. The transcript is spliced from 3 exons. Bases 121 to 1020 code for a protein of 299 amino acids.